GCUGGAAAAAAAUUAAUCAUUACAAUUCUUUACUACUGUUGAAAGACAAUUGUUUUGUACACUAAUAAAAAUGAGUAAAUUUACCAAAAAGUCGAUGAAACUCAUGAGCCAUCAACUACUAGCCGCCGAAUCAAAGAAUGGAAAAUAAUUAGAAGAAAACAGACAACAUUAGACACUACUACUGAUUCAGGUCGUGAGAAUCAAUGCUUGGUGGCGAAUAAAAGUGUGAAAAUUCACCAUACCCCUGAUCUGAAGAACGGACAACUAUAAUAGACCUGUAAACUUUCCAUAAGCAAUAACACUUUUAUUCGGGUGUUAAGCAGUGUACAUUUUAGUAGAAAAACUGGGGUUGAUUAACGGAAUUCAAUGCUUACAAGUGUUCUGGUUGCAAAUGCAUUUGCUUAGAUUACCGAAAUUAUACUCUACCCACAUCAAGAUGUAAGACAGUAUUUUUUCUCAAGAAUACCUUAUGAAAUGUCUAAAAAUAAUAAAUUUACAAUGAAUCUUCGCGACUGAAGUAAAAAACUAACAAUUCCCUAGCUUCUAGGAAAGCUUGAUGAAAUACACAUUAUCACAAUUGAGUUUCGAGUGAAACAUGGCAUGUCCUCAAACAUGUAGUUAACACAACGGAGCCGGUUAUUUGUCCUUUCUAAGCAGAAUUCCGUCGAUUUCCAGUUGAUUCAAGGGAUGAGAAAUAAUUGUUGAAACAACUGUUUGGCACCGAACAGACAUAGCUCAGUGCAAUAUAAUUAAAAGCACGUAAAGUUACAGUUACUACCCAACUGGUUUCUCUCCAAGGUUCCAGAAGUACGAUAAGAUUAGCAUGGGGAUGUCACAAGUGUAUGUAAAAGAUAUGACGGUAACUAUCUGUGCCAAGACGGAAAUGAUGUCGGGAGAUUCAUCGGACAACGAAACCUGCUGCCCAACAUAUGAUGAUGGUUCGAAGAAAGCACAGCAUCUCGUUGACCAUACCGAAUCCCUCUUAGAGGAUCUGAGUCAAAACGAAGACGACGAAGAAGAUUCAGAAGUUUCCGAAAUAUGCGAAGAAAUCUACUACCAAAAAGCCCGACAAUUGUUGAGUUUCGAAGAAGCUCCUGGCUACAUCAAACACAAUGUAUUUAUCAGGAGCGGGUAUCGAGGGUUUUUAACCACCGAAUUAUGUAAAGAAAGCGUCUUUUGGUGGACGAACGAGACAAUAAAUAUUUGGUCCCACAUAUUUGGAUUCGUGCUUUUCAUCAGCCUAUCCGUACACGACUUAAUGAUUUUAAGAAUAGACGCCCCACUUAGCGAUAAACUUAUAGUUGGCACUAUUUUGAUGUUUUUUCAAGUUUGCAUGGCAUUGUCUGCCAUAUACCAUACCUUCUGCUGUAGGUCUGAAGAGGAUUGUUAUUAUUUUCUCUCGUAUGAUUUGUUUGGAAUCGCCUUAUCUUUGUAUGGAAUUUAUGUGUCUGGGAUAUAUUACGCUUUUUGGUGCGACCAGCUUAUGCAACAUUUUUACCUAAUUUCCGUAACGGGGAUAUUUGUAUUAGCGAUGGUUCUUCAGAUACCGAGUCUAGGAAUCAAUGAUAAUGUGAAAAUAUCCACUUUUGUAUGUUGGGCAGCAUAUGGAGUUGUACCCACUUUUCAUUGGGCCAAUUCGCUCGGUUGGUUUGAGAGUCCGGUAGUUGCUUUGCUUCUUCCAAGAGUUCUAGGUAUGUAUUUUAUCAGCGGAAGCGCUUUCCUAAUCUACAUAACGAAAAUUCCGGAACGAUGGGCCGCUGGAAAAUUUGACUAUUUCGGCCAUUCUCAUCAGUGGUGGCAUUUAUUCGUUGUUGGAGCUCUGUAUUACUGGCAUAACACUGGCAUGAUCUACGUGGAUUAUCGUUUAAACCACGCGUGUGCUAACAGUAUGAGAAUACCGUAAAAACCAGAAAACCUAUUAGGAGAGAUGAAUAGAAGAGCGUGUUGUAUUGUUGUGUAGUGUAAAUAUUGUAUUGUGCGAAAUAUUUGCAAAUUUCAUUGGGUUUAGCCAAUUAAAAGUCGUUGUCUUCUCAUUGUUGAGUUGAACGUGUCUUUCGAUUGGUUCCUACUGAAUUAGCAAAAAAUACUUUUAAGUAAUUUAAUGUUAUUUUCUAUAUUUAUCGAACAUUUAAUUAACUGGAAUGUUAAUACUUGUAAAGGUGUUAUUACCUUCUUUUAGCUGAAAUAGUUUCAUAUUUAAGAAUGAAUGAAUUGAAUGUCGCAUACGCACUGCAAUUAUUCUUGCCAAUUUGUUUAAUGUGAUUAGGUUGUUUUACAUUAUCUGCAAAUUGAAUCUUAUUUCAUUAUAAUUUUUUACUUUAGAUUAAUUUAUGUUUUAUACCAUAAAAACUUAAAUAGUAGGUACGUUUACUGUGAUAGUUAAUCUAUGUUUGAAAAUAUAUGUUAUUUUUCUGCAAAAAAAUGCUCA
This is a messenger RNA of Dendroctonus ponderosae (mountain pine beetle), 2428 nucleotides long. Its product is annotated as progestin and adipoQ receptor family member 3. Bases 824 to 1903 code for a protein of 359 amino acids. NCBI's taxonomy places the organism in Eukaryota, Metazoa, Arthropoda, Insecta, Coleoptera, Curculionidae. Gene Ontology annotation, cellular component: membrane. The transcript has 9 exons. Gene Ontology annotation, molecular function: signaling receptor activity. The record is from RefSeq and is a predicted model, not a curated record.